UUUCACAGUCGAAAUAUUUGAAGACCAUCUGCUCUGUGUCAUGGAGGUUCACGGGAUUCGUCUUUUCUUUCUUUUGCUACUGAGCACGCAAACUUCUAUUUCUGUGAUAUCAAGCUCCAUGUUUAAGUUGGCAACAUCAGGUUACAGAUUGGUUGGUCAUGUGACCCACGAAUAUAGUGCAUUGGAUGCUUUCCACUGCGCUCAGAAAUGCUUGACAAGGCAUCCCGCUUGCAAAUCGAUAAAUUUCAAUAAAGAAAAACAGUCUCAUUCCGGCACAAAUUGCGAGCUGAACAACGCCGUCAAGUCAACAUAUCCUGAGGAAUUUGAACUAAUGAGAAACGUGAAUUACUAUGAAAUACUGGAAAAAUCGCAAGAUAAAAGUGAUUCAAGGGUCGAUGGCUCUUCAAAGGCCCCCACUUGCCCGCUUAAUUGGAAAGAAUAUAAUGGUCGUUGCUACUAUAUCAGUGGUAAUGUUACAUCAUCUUCGUCCACGGCGAGGAAGAACUGUACUUCACAAGGCGGCGACUUGGCUGUACCAACAAAUGCUGAAGAAAAUCGAUUUAUCUUCAAUGAGAUAAAAAAUCAAAUCGCUCGUCACCCCUAUAUUGGUCUGUUCAGAGUUAAUCGGGAAAACAAGUUUGAAACUGUCGAUGGAACUAAACCAUCCUACAAAAAUUGGGGUCGUGGCGAACCGAAUGAUCGCAAGGGAGAGGAAGAUUGUGUCGCCUUGCGCAUCAACGACGGAAAAUGGAAUGACGUAAAUUGUUUCAGUUCCAGGCACUUUGUUUGCGAAAUCAAGGUCUAA
This is a messenger RNA of Dendronephthya gigantea, 805 nucleotides long. Its product is annotated as ladderlectin-like. The transcript has 4 exons. The record is from RefSeq and is a predicted model, not a curated record. The coding region runs from base 41 to 805 and encodes 254 amino acids. NCBI's taxonomy places the organism in Eukaryota, Metazoa, Cnidaria, Anthozoa, Malacalcyonacea, Nephtheidae.